This is a messenger RNA of Trichoderma atroviride IMI 206040, 1713 nucleotides long. RefSeq lists its product as uncharacterized. The record is from RefSeq and is a predicted model, not a curated record. Lineage: Eukaryota; Fungi; Ascomycota; Sordariomycetes; Hypocreales; Hypocreaceae. Gene Ontology annotation, cellular component: endoplasmic reticulum; membrane. Gene Ontology annotation, biological process: membrane organization; endoplasmic reticulum tubular network organization.
AGCCAGACCACCAUUGCUUCUGCUUCUUCCCACCACCGUUUCUUCCCUUCUCCUUGUCAUCUUCCAUCUCGGCCUGCUUCCUUUGUCUCUAUACUAUACAACGGCAUCCUCGAUCGCGCACCAAUCUUCUUUCACGCAUCGCUACUUGGCUGAUUCCAGAAUUCGUCUUUUCCGAAGCUACCCCUCAUCGCUUCGCCCACCAGCUCUUUGCCGAGCUCCCGCGCCCUCGAAGCUCUCAUCGGCAUCUUCGCCUUCUGCCCAACGUCACGACCCCUCAGCCGGCGCGUCUUUGGCUGCUCGACAGCAGUUGAUACUACACAAUGGCUCCUCCGCCGCCAAACUCGAAUAGCACGCUCCAGGAGCGCUUUCUGGCCCUGGCCCAGACUCUACAAUUUGCCUGGUUUGUCGGGCACCUUACUCUUAUCCUCACCACCUCUCGAUAUGCGCUGUCAUGGCUGUUCAUGAACUACUACAGUGGCAUGGCUCAGUUCUCCUACCGAACGUCGUUUGCCGCUGCCGCUCUUACGUAUGGGAUUGUCGUCUACAAGACUCAGCGGGCCCGCGCAAAGACCGGAACCAGGGCACCCAACGGUGUUGUUGGGCUGCUUGCCGAUGAGAACGUUCAAUACCUAGCUCUGGCCCUUGUCUGGCUCUUCAUGCCCCAGUAUCCCCUCGCUUUACUCCCUUACUCGGUCUACUCCAUCUUCCACGUUGCCACCUACACGCGCGCCAACAUCAUUCCCGUCUUCCAGCCCCCGCCGCCUGCCGCCGAAGGCGCUGCCCGACCCAAGGUCAGCAGCCCCUUGGCCGACAGGAUCGGAAACUUUGUCAAGGAAUACUACGACUUUUCUAUGACCGUUGUCGCCUACCUUGAGAUCAGCUUGUGGGUUCGGGUUUUCCUUUCAGCCAUCCUUUUCCAGCGUAGGUCGUGGAUCUUGCUUGGCCUGUAUACCACAUUCCUCCGAGCUCGCUAUGCCCAGAGCAGCCACGUCCAGACUUCUUUUGCUCACGUCGCCGCACGAGCCGACCACUUUGUUGGCGCCCAGGGAACGCCACCCCAGCUCAAGCAAGCCUGGGAUAUUGUCAGGAAGAUUGCCGUCCAGUUCCACGACGUGACCGAGCUGAACAAGUACAUUGGUGGUGGCCCUGCCAAGAAGACGUCAUAAAUGCCCGGAUAUCGUUAAACACGCGACCGGGAACAAAGAAUGGCGACUGAGCGAUGCGCUUCAUGUGUAUCUUCCUCGAGAUUUUCAGUUUGAUGGAAAGUCAAGUUUGGUAGCUCGGCCGCUGUGUCUGAUGAAUGGCGAAUUGGCGAAACUGGCAAUCUACCCCUAGCAACUGCUUGUACUACUACGUCAAAGGCUUGCCAGUGGCGAGCUUGAAUCUCAAUGGCAAAUUCCGAAUUUGGUCUUGAUCAACUGGAGUCGAGGACCUCAAAUCUUUUUUGUUUUUUUGAUGGCUAGAAUAGGGUCAAGUUAGUGGAUGUGCGCUUGACCAGCUGAGAUCAGCAGUUGAAGAAUGGUGUGAGGAAGUGCUCCUCCUUGUAUCCCACUCAAUGAGAUGGGUUAUAUAGUUUGGAGAAGAGCUUGUAGUUUGGCGCGUAAUGGGUUUAUACUGGUGGCCGUUGAUAGUGUUGAGCAACCUUUCUCUCGACAAGAUGUCUAAAGUAUCUAUUAUCUAUCAUAAUACAAUUACGUGUUUGGAUCCCUCACA